AUGGAAACCAAACUAACACCGCUAGUAGAUGCAUUGAAAGCCAAGAAAAAAGUGUGUCUCUUUACAGGAGCUGGUGUCUCAACAGCAGCCGGAAUCCCCGAUUUCAGAAGUCCUGACACAGGACUAUACUCCAACUUGGCAAAACUCAAUCUCCCCUAUGCAGAAGCUGUGUUCGAUAUCGAUUUCUUUAAGGAGAACCCUAAACCAUUCUACACAUUGGCCGAGGAGCUAUUUCCUGGUAAAUACGCACCAACAAAGUUUCAUUACCUAGUCCGAUUACUCCAGGAGAAAAGUCUCUUGAAACGGGUCUAUACUCAAAAUAUCGAUAUUUUGGAUCGACUCGCCGGUGUUCGAGAUGAUCUCAUAAUUGAGGCUCAUGGCUCAUUUGCAACUAGUCGUUGCAUUGAUUGUAAAAAGGAGGUGCCGAUUGAAAAGUUGAAAGUGCUAAUGAAGGAGAAAGUACCCACCUGCCACCAUUGCAAAGGAUACAUCAAACCCGACAUCACAUUCUAUGGAGAAGGAUUGCCGUCAAAGUUUUUUGAAACUUGGGACAAGGAUUGCGAUGAUGUAGACGUUGCCAUAAUAUCAGGCACUUCAUUAACUGUGUACCCCUUUGCUUCACUCCCUUCCAGUGUCGACAAGAGUUGCCUUCGAGUAUUGGUGAAUAGGGAGAAAGUUGGCGACUUGGGUCGAAGGAAGAAGGACACUGUUGUGCUUCUGGAUUGUGACGAGUUUGCAGAAACUUUGGCUUCUUUGCUAGGCUGGAAAGAUGAACUUGACAAGUACUACAAGGAAGGUCAAAGAAAGUACGGAGCGAGCCAGAAACCUGUUGAAGAUGAAUUGGAAACGAUUGAUCGGAAGUUAAAGGAAGAGGCUGGUGUGGAUAAAUCUGACAAAGGUAAGGAUGCAAAUUAUGCAAAAGAUGAUGAAGAUUUGGAGAAGAUGAUUGACAAGUUGAAGAUAUAA
This is a messenger RNA of Lodderomyces theae, 966 nucleotides long. RefSeq names its product histone deacetylase (gene HST2). The coding region runs from base 1 to 966 and encodes 321 amino acids. NCBI's taxonomy places the organism in Eukaryota, Fungi, Ascomycota, Pichiomycetes, Serinales, Debaryomycetaceae. Gene Ontology annotation, molecular function: NAD+ binding; histone deacetylase activity, NAD-dependent. The transcript has a single exon. The record is from RefSeq and is a predicted model, not a curated record.